ACUCCGGCCCCGUCCCCGUCACCAAGGCCCCGACACCAAGGCCCUCACCCUCACCAUGGCCGUCCGCGCCUCCUUCGAGAACAACAACGAGAUCGGCUGCUUCGCCAAACUGACCAACGCUUAUUGCCUGGUGGCGAUCGGCGGCUCCGAGAACUUCUACAGUGUCUUUGAAGGGGAAUUAUCAGAAACUAUUCCGGUGGUGCAUGCUUCCAUCGCGGGAUGCCGGAUCAUCGGGAGGAUGUGUGUUGGUAACCGGCAUGGGCUGCUGGUGCCCAACAAUACAACUGACCAGGAGCUGCAACACCUGCGCAACUGUCUGCCCGAUGCUGUGGCCAUCCAGCGAGUGGAGGAGCGCCUGUCCGCACUGGGCAACGUCAUCGCCUGCAACGACUACGUGGCCCUGGUGCACCCCGACCUCGACAGGGAGACGGAGGAGAUUGUGUCGGACGUGCUGAAGGUGGAGGUGUUCCGGCAGACGGUGGCCCAGCAGGUGCUGGUGGGCAGUUACUGCUGCUUCAGUAACCAGGGCGGCCUGCUCCACCCCCAAACCCCCACCCACGACCAGGACGAGCUCUCCUCCCUGUUGCAGGUGCCCCUCGUGGCGGGCACGGUGAACCGUGGCAGUGAGGUGAUCGGGGGGGGGCUGGUGGUGAACGACUGGUGUGCCUUCUGUGGCCUGGACACCACUAGUACGGAGCUGUCCGUCAUCGAGAGCAUCUUCCGGCUCAACGAAGCGCAGCCCAGCGCCAUCGCCACCACCAUGAGGGACUCACUCAUCGACAGCCUGACAUAGGACGCUGACCCACUGGCUGGGCUGUGCCGGGACUGGCAGCCGACCGACAGUGCCACCGUCGUUGUUCACCUCCCGUUUACCACGAACAAAGUCUGAAUGUAAAAUAUAACAUUGCUGAAUGGUCAGUGUCGAUUAAACAAAUAAUUUGCUAUUUACUAUAAAAAGAUAAA
Messenger RNA from Leucoraja erinaceus (little skate), 963 nucleotides. It is a transcript of the gene eif6, whose product is annotated as eukaryotic translation initiation factor 6. Gene Ontology annotation, biological process: assembly of large subunit precursor of preribosome; maturation of LSU-rRNA; cytosolic ribosome assembly. Gene Ontology annotation, cellular component: nucleolus; cytosol; preribosome, large subunit precursor. Lineage: Eukaryota; Metazoa; Chordata; Chondrichthyes; Rajiformes; Rajidae. The transcript is spliced from 6 exons. The record is from RefSeq and is a predicted model, not a curated record. The coding region runs from base 56 to 793 and encodes 245 amino acids. Gene Ontology annotation, molecular function: ribosomal large subunit binding.